This is a messenger RNA of Bipolaris oryzae ATCC 44560, 1491 nucleotides long. RefSeq lists its product as uncharacterized. Bases 1 to 1491 code for a protein of 496 amino acids. The record is from RefSeq and is a predicted model, not a curated record. Lineage: Eukaryota; Fungi; Ascomycota; Dothideomycetes; Pleosporales; Pleosporaceae. The transcript has 3 exons.
AUGACAGAUGUCUGGAGUGGAAAUCUCUUGCUACCAGGAGGCCGCUCAAUCAAAGAAAUCAGCUUUACGACGCAAAAUGUCGCGUCGUCGCCAACCCUCGGCACCACCAGCCUACGCUUCCUAACCACCGUUGAUACCGCAAAAAUACCACUGUAUCUUACCGCCGGCCCCAGUCUGGAUGUAUGGACAACCGACGAAAUCACCCAAGAUUGGUUCGAGUCUCUCUUGCUCAGCAAGCCUACAACAUCCCCAAAUGCAUCUAACCAUGAUACAAAUAAGUGGUGGAACCUCGCGCGCUCACAGUCUCCCAUUGGGAUACUAGCGCAAGUGCAAGAUGUACCAGAAAGCGCUCAGAAACCCAGGAUAACAGAAAUCCUCUUCUAUGGGACAAUCGCUGCGCAUGCCGCCGAUGGGAUACCAACACCGCCACCGUCUUUGUCAAUUGUCGACAAUGCAGGCGAACAGCUUCCAGAACUCAGGGUACACGCAACGCCGCUUUCGUCUGAUAUGCUACACUAUGCUAGCAUUGACCCGCCAAUCGACAAUGACGCUCAUUUCCUCCCAUCAAUGCACAACGCCCACGCUGCAUCCAAGUCUCCGAAGAAACACCGAGACAUCUUUGAGGAGGCUACAAUAGCGAACAAGAAGGCGAGAGGAAGGGGUGGAAGAGCAGUCUCGGCAGCGGCUGCUCGGGGAAGCGAGUCCCAGCUGCCCUACGCCCACCGCAAAUCGUCAUUGUCUAUUGACAAAAGAGCCUCGCCAUUCCCAGACUCGAGACCAUCGUCUUCGUCUGGUCCGCUGCCGCACUCCAACUCUCGUCCGCUGUCUCGAUCACCGAGCAUCUCUUCAGACACAAGACCCUUGAGCCGCAAAGGUCCACCUGAAGCACAUACGAGGCGAUCCAACCUUUCCCAGGUCGCUACUGUACCCAUCAAGCCGGAAGAGCCAACAACAGAGUCACGGAACAAGGAUGCACUCGUCAAAGUGGUCAUGGCAGCCAUGCGCAUGCAUGGGCUGCAGCAGCGAAAGCAGAACAGGUCUCGUCGGGCAUCGUUGGCUGCUGGCGAGGAAGGCGAGCGCUUGAAUGAACAGACAACCCCAGAAGAGGCGGCCAAAGAUGAUGAAUAUAAGUUGAUUUAUCAUCAGACCUACAAGGGUGCAGCACUUGCGCUGAGAAACCACAUGUUGGAGAAACCAUUGCAUGUCCAGCCAGAUCGGAUGCGAGACGUUGUUGAAAAGCUAUUGGUAAUAUUCUUGUCUGAUCCGCUUGCGGAGCCACCGCCUGUGGAUGUGCCCGCGGAUCCAGUGGCUACUCCAGGAAGUAAAUCAAGGAUUGGCAUUCCGGGAUCCACACAUGGCCACGCAAGUCCAUUCGAUCUCCCUAGCACGUCUCGACCGAGGAUGAUGAGGUCUGUCACCGACAGUCACGUCUUUACCGGGUCGCCCGUCAGUAAGAAGAGGCCCUCUACUAAUCGGCCAGCGCCGACGUGA